Aedes albopictus (Asian tiger mosquito) is the source of this 4895-nucleotide messenger RNA. RefSeq names its product atlastin (gene atl). NCBI's taxonomy places the organism in Eukaryota, Metazoa, Arthropoda, Insecta, Diptera, Culicidae. Gene Ontology annotation, biological process: protein homooligomerization; endoplasmic reticulum organization. The transcript is spliced from 8 exons. Gene Ontology annotation, molecular function: GTPase activity; GTP binding. The record is from RefSeq and is a predicted model, not a curated record. Bases 603 to 2246 code for a protein of 547 amino acids.
CUCGCUCGCAGUCUUGCAUCAAAAGUGACAACGACAACUUUUUCCCCAUUUUUGCUCCACCAUCAUCAUCGCUGCGAGCUGAGCAGAGCCAUCAGGCCAGGCCAGAAGUUCAGGAGAUUAUUAUACCUACCUACCUAGAGUGUAUUCGUCAGCAGCCAAAAGGUAUUUAGCUGGAUAUAGAUUUGUCGAGGUCGCGAUCGCGAAUAAAGGCUAUUUUCGAGUGAAUUAUUCUUCGCGGAAGUGUCGUGAGUUCGGUUUGUGCGCGAUUCCCGAGUGCGGAGGAGAAUGCCCAUCGGGGAGACCCUGGAAUCCGGAUUCGAGUGUUGACGACGACGACGACGACGAUUCAAUCAUUGGUGUAGCGAGAGUGCAAUAAUUAAAGAUCCUUGUGUGGUGUGUGCGAAAUAAGUAGUUUUGCUGGUGGGGCGCAGCAGCAACAGCAGCAGCUGAAAAAAGGCGAAGGCAAAAAACGGACGGUCACACCUUAAUGUAGGAGCCGGAGCUCUGAAGAAUCGAAUCAACGGAAUUAGGAACACAGACCGGGUGCCCAUCAGUGAGCGAUAGAGAGGGGCAGCCGCCGAAGACGGGCACAGACAGACACAAUGGCAGAAACGGCGAAACCGGUCCAGGUGGUCGAAACCGGUGGCGAGGAACACACAUUCACACUGAACGAAGAUGCACUGAACGAAAUACUGCUGCAGGAGAACGUGCGGGACCGGACGGUGGUGGUCAUCUCAGUUGCCGGGGCGUUCCGUAAAGGCAAAAGCUUCCUGCUGGAUUUCUUCCUGCGAUAUAUGUACUCGAAGUACGUCCAUAACAGGAGCGCCUCGGAAUGGUUUGGUGAUGAGAAUGAACCACUCACAGGAUUCUCGUGGCGGGGUGGCAGCGAGCGGGACACAACCGGCAUCCUGAUGUGGUCCGAUAUAUUCUUGCAUGAGACGCCAAGUGGAGAAAAGUACGCCAUCAUCCUUAUGGACACCCAGGGCGCCUUCGACAGCCAGAGCACAGUGCGAGACUGUGCCACAGUGUUCGCCCUCAGCACGAUGCUCUCAUCCGUACAGAUCUACAACCUGUCGCAGAACAUCCAGGAAGAUGACCUUCAACACCUGCAGCUUUUCACCGAAUACGGUCGGUUGGCGUUGGCCGACAGUGGCAAGAAACCGUUCCAGCGGCUACAGUUCCUGGUUCGGGACUGGAGCUUCCCAUACGAAGCGGAAUACGGUGCCUCGGGAGGCGAUGUGAUUCUAAAACGUCGCCUGGAAGUGCAAGAUAAACAACAUCCCGAACUGCAAUCCCUCCGACGUCACAUCACCUCCUGCUUCACCGAAAUCGCAUGCUUUUUGAUGCCCCACCCUGGACUGACAGUGGCCACCAACCAGAAAUUCGAUGGCCGACUAGCGGACAUAACACCCGAGUUCAAACAAAGCCUGAAGGAACUGGUACCGAUGCUGCUGUCGCCGACCAAUCUGAUACCGAAGGAAAUCAACGGACAGAAGGUGAAGGCCCGCGACCUGGUUCAGUACUUCAAGUCCUACAUGGCCAUCUACAAGGGAAACGAACUGCCCGAACCGAAGAGCAUGCUGGUGGCGACGGCAGAAGCGAACAACUUGACCGCGGUGGCAGCCGCCAAGGACAUCUACACUCAGCUGAUGGAGGACGUUUGCGGUGGAAACAAACCGUAUCUGAACACGGCGCAUCUGGAGUCGGAACACAACCGGAUCAAGGAGAAGGCGCUGCAUCAGUUCUCCUCCAAGCGGAAGAUGGGCGGCGAAGAGUUCUCCGAGAAGUACCGCGAGCGGUUGGAGCAAGACCUGGACGAGUCGUACGGCACCUUCAAGGCGCACAACGAGAGCAAAAACAUCUUCAAGGCGGCCCGGACGCCGGCGGUCUACUUUGCGAUCGCCGUCGUCAUGUACAUCUUCAGCGGUAUCUUCGGGCUGGUCGGCCUGUACACGUUUGCCAACUUUGCCAACCUGAUCAUGGGCAUCGCACUGCUGACGUUGGCCACCUGGGCGUAUAUUAGGUACAGCGGCGAACUGAGCGACUUUGGCGUGCGGUUAGACGAGAUAGCCAACCUGCUGUGGGAAAAUAUCAUGAAACCGGUGUAUCAAUCCUGCAUGGAGAAGGGUAUCCAGCAUGUGGCGACCCAUGCGACCGAGUACGCCAUCAGCGGCGGGGCGUCAUCACCUUCGUCCCGGUCCGGCGCAGGUUCGCGCCAAAUGAACGGUAAAGUGAAGCGCUCUUGAGAGUACGCUUCCGGUGACGAACAACAGCAGCAGCAACAGCAGUUGUCCGCAGCUGGGCGACAGUGGUGGAGAUGGUGGCCAGCCGACCAUCAGCAGCAGUACCGACGCCUGCCCAGCAGCAAUGGUGGUAACAACAAUACUAGGUUUAGUGGUUUCUUCGAUAAUCUUAGAGGUAAUACCGGUAGCAGCAGCAGUAGUAGUAAUAGUAACGUUAAGCGAAGCAUCGACACCGCCGACAGCAGCAACGGUCGAACAGUAGGCCGUGUGAUAAGGGGCCAAUCGCAGCAGACCGUGGGCAGUAGUGGUAGCAGUGCUGCCAGUGGUGCUGGGAUUGGUCUGGCCACCAAGCCCAGUGGCCGACGACGAACGAAAAAAUAAAGCUCGAACACGUGUGUUCCCAUACAUCAACCUUGCGAUUCUACUAGCCCUCGACGGAAUGCUACCGAGAACAGCAGUGACAAUAUUUCGACAGCAAUUGGCUUCAAGAAUAACCUGGCGAAUAACGUUCUCUUAAACCCCAGACCAGACCAGACCCAUCCAUUUAAGUUGCAUUUCUUUUGUUUAAUUCCUAUAAUCGUUAUUUUGUUUGCCCCCCGGAUGUUUAAUAUAAUACUACUAUUGUGUUACGAAUAUAAACUUUUAAAUGAACAGUACUGCUCGAACAUGUUAUACACUUUGAAAAGUUCAUUCGAUUUCGGUAUGUUUCACCGAAAAUCGGUUGAACUUUACCGGGCUUCUGUGAAAGUCUGUCCAACAUGUUUGGAAUUUAACAGAUGUUCAGUGAAUUUGAUCGAAAUUCUAACACCAAAGUCGACGGAACGUUCCAAGUGUAUUCGUUUGCCCCUGAAUAGUAAAGACAAAUUAGCGCUGAUUUUGCGAUCAAUGAAUCCCUAUGAAAUGUGCCAAACUGACGACUUACAUCGGCUUCGAACUGUUGAACAAAUCCGCAUUCUUGCCAAUUGGGAUGGGAAAUCGAACAAAACACUUUUUACUCACGAACAGUUCAGUUUUUUUCAUCGACAUUCGGCUCAUUGGUGAGAUUAUUUCAGUACUUUUUUCUAUAAAGUACGAUUAUACAACAGGAUUUUACGUUGAUUUUUCGACUUCUCGAACAAGACGCGAUCAGCGUGUUUUGGGCUUUUCUAAGGAUUUCAAACUGUGUAAUAUGCUAAUUCUAUGUUAUGUUAUCAAUAAGGGAAAACGGGAACCAUCUGUAAAUAGACGUUAAAUAAAAAUCUCUUACCAGACAGAAGAUACAUUUAUGAAAUUAGUCGUAUUUUUGUUAAUGAAGAAUAUUGGGCUUUCAAAGACGUCAGAACUCUACACACUUUCGAGGCUUACUAAAUCAUUUUUUACCACCUGCAAAUUCUACAUCAUUCUUAAAGGUCGCCCUUCUGCCUUUUGAUGUAGACGAUAAAGGGAUCUUCACAACAGGGAACCUCAAUUGCGAUUGUCCGAUUCGAAUAGCUCAUAGACCUCAUUGAAUUGAAUUGAAGAGUAUCGCAUUUGGCAACACUGCAUGGAGGUUAUGUCAUAAGGAUUUUAUUCUUGUCGGUUCAAACCGUUUCGAUGUGAUUGUUCUGAAUUGAUUUGUUUUAAAGUUCUUUUUUUACUGUUUCCAUGCCUAGAGUAUCGAAAAAGAUGGGGAUCAAGGUGUUUGAUAGCUAUUUAAGAAUUACCAACACACCUUUAGCAGAAACACGCAAAAGAGUGGAAAUGCAAUAUAUUUUAUUGAUAUUGUUUUUUUAGUGUAAAUCGUUAUUCAUUAUUCUUGAGCGAUACAAAUAAAUCAUCUAAAGUGUAGUAGAUAAGUGAGAAAAUCUUAUCAUUCUUUAUGUUUCCCAUUUUUCUCUUUUUUAAUCGAAUCUAAUGGAAAAAAGUGUUGUUGAGUAUCGUAGUAAUAAAAUUCUUUUUCAUAUACUUUUAUACACCAAGAAUGUUGUUAUUUGUAAUAAGUUAUUACAAAUACGAAGAUCACGUUUUGAGUUGUAAAACAGUUUCUACUCUGCUAUGCCAUACGGCAUUGCAUGUGGAGCAGGGUGGAACCAUAAAUCGUACUGUGGAAAUGUCACAUAAUCCACAAUAACUGAAUACGCGCAUGAAUUUCCCCGAUUAUACACAUACACUCACACAUAAUCAAUCACCUGUAAAAAGUAGGGUCGGCGCUUUGUGCAUUUUUGCUCAAUAGAUAUCUCUGUCCGUUUUGUUUUCCGAUACCUAGUGUUUGAUCGCCUCGUUCUACGUGGAUAAGCUUGUGAAUAAGUCUAAAUUAGAUCAAUAUAAAAGAAUCAACGUAAUCUUGGAAGGACGUAAAUUCGAAGGCAAAUGUGUUAUUUUCUAUGUUUGUAAAAUAAGCUGUGGUUUUGUACAUCAGUGGAUGUAGGUGAUCUGUCACGUGAAAAAAAGUUUAACAAUUACAAGAUAUAGCAUAACCGGCUAGUUCACGAUCAUGGCAGCUUCUAAAACGGCUAAAACGAAUGAUAACGGCGAAUCAUAUGACAAACAAUAUGUAGUGGUAAGUGGAGUUAAUACUGGCAAUGUGCGAACAACCGUUACGAAGAAGAAAAAAAAAACGAGAGAUAGUUGGGAGCGAGAGUUAUUACGUGAAUUAUUUUUUAUAUUAAAGUUACAAAAAAAAUUGGACACAAA